Acanthochromis polyacanthus (spiny chromis) is the source of this 5179-nucleotide messenger RNA. RefSeq names its product solute carrier family 44 member 5b (gene slc44a5b). Gene Ontology annotation, molecular function: transmembrane transporter activity. The record is from RefSeq and is a predicted model, not a curated record. Lineage: Eukaryota; Metazoa; Chordata; Actinopteri; Pomacentridae. The transcript has 23 exons. The coding region runs from base 224 to 2374 and encodes 716 amino acids. Gene Ontology annotation, cellular component: membrane. Gene Ontology annotation, biological process: transmembrane transport.
CGUUUCGGAAUAAUUAAUGACGUCGCGCUGUAAACACGACUGACGCUCAGCUGCGUGGCCGAAGCAUCCUCAGACCGAAGAGCCCCGAGUCCCCUCCAGGUUCCCGUGUUUAUUCCACGACGGCACUGCUGGGAGGCAUUAAAAAUAACUGGGGUUCACCUCGACUCUCAUAUGCGGUCUCCAAAACCAAGGCGACGGUGCUGCAUCGGUCCUACCAAGUGCCAUGGCUAGAAAGACGGACAUCCCCUCCUCUUACUAUGGUGAACCACGCAAGUUUGACCCAAACUUCAGUGGGCCUGUUCAGAACAGGAGCUGCACCGAUGUGGUUUGCUGCGUUAUCUUUGUCGUUGUCAUCCUUGGCUACAUCGCUCUGGGUACCGUGGCCUGGAUUCAUGGUGACCCCAGGAAGGUCGUCUAUCCAACCGACAGCCACGGCCAGUUCUGCGGCCAGCAGGACACCCCCAAUGCAAACAAAGCCAUAUUAUUCUACUUCAACAUGUUGAAAUGUGCCAAUCCUGCAGUUUUAAUUAACCUCCAGUGCCCUACAACCCAGCUCUGUGUCUCCAAGUGCCCUGACAGAUUUGCCACUCUUCUGGAUGCAAGGAAUACCAAAAAUUGGGAAUAUUACAAGCAAUUCUGUAAGCCGGGCUUUGAGAUUGGCAGUAAGUCAACUGGAGAAGUCAUACGAGAUGAAGACUGCCCAUCUAUGAUUGUGCCAAGCAGACCUUUCCUUCAGCGGUGCUUCCCUGAUUUCAUUAGAAGAGAUGGAAUUUUAACUGUAGCCAAUCAGACCAUCUUCAAAGACGGUGACAAUAACAAGAGAAGCGUCAACGACCUCAAAGAUGCUGCCAUCCAAGUAACUGCCAUGCAGGAAAAAGCGGAAAGAGGUAUUGCGAGUCUGCUGAAUGCCAAAGAGGUUGGCAUGAAGAUCUUUGAGGAUUAUGCAAAUUCCUGGAUCUGGAUCCUCAUUGGUCUGGUGAUAACCAUGGUGGUCAGUUUGGUCUUCAUCAUGCUCCUGCGCUUCACUGCUGGUGUCCUGUUGUGGCUCAUUAUCUUCGGCGUAAUCAUUGCCGUUGGCUACGGUAUCUGGCACUGUUACUGGGAGUACAGUUCUCUGAUCGGGAAGCCAGGCUCUAAUGUCACCAUCACUGAUAUUGGCUUCCACACAGACUUCAGCAUUUACCUUCAGCGCAGCCAGACGUGGCUCAUUUUCAUGAUCUCGCUGUCUGUGAUUGAGGCCGUCAUUGUCGUCAUGCUGAUAUUUCUGAGGUCCAGGCUACGCAUCGCUAUUGCUUUACUGAAAGAAGGGAGCAAGGCCAUCAGCUACAUCAUGUCCACUCUGUUCUACCCUGUCAUCACCUUUUUCCUUCUGGCCAUCUGCAUUGCUUACUGGGCGGUCACAGCAGUCUUCUUGGCAUCAUCUGGCAACGCAGUCUACAAGGUCGCACCUGCUGACGAUAAAUGCAUGUAUGCAAACCUCACAUGCAAUCCUCAGACCUUCAACAAGUCCAAUAUUACCAAAGUGUGCCCCGGGUCACAGUGCAUGUUCGCCUUCUACGGUGGGGAGAGCAUGUACCACCGCUACAUCUUAGUCCUCCAUCUGUGUAACCUGUUUGUGUUCCUCUGGCUGGUGAACUUCACCAUCGCCCUGGGUCAGUGCACUCUGGCUGGGGCCUUCGCCUCCUAUUACUGGGCCCUGAAGAAGCCAGAUGACAUCCCUGCCUGUCCGCUGUACUCCUCGUUCAGCAGAGCCAUACGCUAUCACACAGGUUCUCUGGCCUUCGGUUCUCUAAUCCUUGCUGUGGUGCAGAUGGUCCGAAUUGUUCUUGAAUACCUGGAUCAGAAACUGAAAGGUUCUCAAAAUGCCUGCUCUCGGUUCUUGCUUUGCUGCCUCAAAUGCUGCUUCUGGUGCCUGGAGCGUUUCAUCAAGUUUAUAAACAGAAAUGCAUACAUUAUGAUAGCAAUAUAUGGGAAGAACUUUUGCACCUCUUCCAAGGAUGCUUUCUUCCUCUUGAUGAGGAAUGUUGUUCGGGUGGCUGUCCUGGACAAGGUGACAGACUUUCUGCUGUUCUUGGGAAAACUGCUUAUUUCAGGAAGUGUUGGUGUUCUAGCAUUUUUCUUCUUCUCACGUAAAAUACCAGUUUUUCAAGAGGAGGUGCCGUCCCUAAAUUACUACUGGGUCCCUCUUCUGACGGUGAUAUUUGGAUCCUACAUGAUUGCACAUGGCUUUUUUAAUGUCUAUGCCAUGUGUGUGGACACGUUGUUCCUGUGCUUUUUGUGGGAUCUGGAGGUGAAUGACGGCUCUCCACACCGGCCCUUCUACAUGAACAAAAGCUUGAGGAGGAUCCUCAACAAGAAGAACAGGAGGAAGUAGAGACGAGCAGAGAGGUGGGAGAAGGAGAAAGACUGAAGGUUAACACAGAGCCACGGUACAAGCCCCUGUGGCCAUAAACGCUUUGCCAAACUUAAAGUGUACACAAGUUGCAGCUGUACACUAUAAUGAGAUAAGGGACUAAUAAUCUGAUUCACUCACACACUAAUUUGUGGAUUUGAGAGUUUACUCCAGAUGUCAGUUUGUUUAAAAGUCUUAGAGUAGCAGGUGUUCAAAGUCACGCCAGGUUAUUGUAAAUAAUUUUUACGUGUGCGGUUAUAACUGAUGGUUUGUGGUUUGUUUUACAGCCACAGUCACACUACGCAUUAAGUUCCUAUUGGAACAAGUGAAGUCUGUCUUUAGUGAAACUGGUAACCUCAGCUUUGGUUCUUCUUUAAUGUCUUGUAGUUGCCAGUUUCUAGCACUUGGUGGUGCCAGAUGUCAUACAUGUGUGGUUGUUGAGGUAUCAGCUCCACUGUGUGUUAUCACAGCCUUUGAGUGUCUCACAUUGAGAAUCACAUUCGUCACUUGGUGUCCUCGGUUUUUAUAUUUAACUGUCAUCGCAGCUUGAAGUGCUUCACCUUUAAGUGCCUUUUUCUUAGUUUGUCACAUUGAGUGAUUGUAAUUUAAUAUUGCAGCUAUGCAGAUAAUAUUUGAAGAUCCUUCCAUAUAUUUUUAAUAAGUUCUUAUAAUGGGAUGGUUUAGCAGCCAGUGAUGAAAAUCUUUAGCUUUUCCAAAUGCCUGCUUUGGUGCAGGACUAAAAGGGUAAAUUUCAGCAUGUUUUGUGUUUAGAAGACAGUGGCAGGUUUGUGCACAGCAGCAGAUUAUUCUGUGCUCAGCCAAAACCUUUGUGUUAUGUAUGUGAUGUUUCUGUGGUUUCUGACCUGCUGCUGAUGUGGGCACAUGGAUACAGUAUGUAACUCAGAGGGCAACGUACUGACCCCAUUGACAGCUAUAAUAACAUUAUAGUGUGUGAAAUGUGGUGAUUGGUUGCUCCUAAGUGAUACUUUAGAAAUACAUGUCAUUAAUAUUAAACAGUCAUCCCCCGUUGAUUUUAAAGGCAGCUUCCUUCACAGAGAUCACUGGCUGCAUUCAGCUCAAAUGGAAUUCACUAAUGUAAUCUAAUGGUUUUCAGCCACAGCACAAUAUAUUUAAAUCUGUGACCAACUGCAAACAUACAGCUGACAAGUAGAAGCAGAGUGAAAGUAUUUCUGUUGCUGUGAAGCUGCUGGAGUGGUUUGAUAAGUUUCUCUGAACUACAACCUGCAGAUGAUGAGGCUUUGAUUUCUGAGUCAUCCUUCUGGUGUUAUAACAAAACACAAAGUUUCUUGUUGGAAUUCUGAACUUGGUUCAAAACAGCGUUACAGGUUUUAGGUCUUCUUGUUGCAUCAAAAAGAAGCUGUGGGUCAGUUUGCUCAGUUGUAUGUGUUACCAUCAGGCUGACAGUAUAAUGUGAAAAGUAGAGUUGUGUUACAGUCUAAUGAAGUAUUUGAUAAGCUAGUGAAGAUUUUUCUCUUGCAGUGAAGUUUCUUUGCAAAAACAGAUGCACUGUUUCAGCCACAAUAUGGAAACCACUGACAAGUGAAGUGACCAUGUCGUCGUUAUGCAAUGUUCUGCUGGAAAUCCUUUGGUCCUGGUGUCCAUGAAGUUAUCACUUUGACAUGUUGCACCCACCUGAACACUGUCGCUUCCAUGGCAACAGCUCUCUACCUCCCCCAGCAGCACUUUGCGCCCUGCCACACCCCAAAAACUGCUCAGAGUCAGUUCAAGGAACAUGGCCCGGCCUCCGAAAUCCAAAUCUAAGUGAGCAUCUGGUGGGAUGCUUACAAACAAGCUUUGUCCGUGGAGGUCCCACACUGCAACAAACAGAACCCAAAUGAUCCACUGCCAAGAUGUGCCAGGACACCCACAGAGGCACUUUGGUCCUGCCCAGGUGAAUCAGGGCUAUUUUUGCUGCACAAGAGGAACCUAAACAGUAUUAUGCAGGUGGUUUUAAUGUUGUAGCUGAUCAGUGUGUAUGAGGGGUUGACAUAUUCAUUCUGUGUCCUUGUAUUUUACAUUUAGACCUUUAAUUAUGUUUUGUUUUGAAAAUGGAUUCCUGCAUCACUUUGGGUGACGUGACUCAUGUUUGCGAGUCUUUGUGCCGUGUUUGUCAACCCUGAGAACAAGCCCUCAUGGUACCUGGGAGUGACGGCAGACUUCUACACCUUUUGCCCCCAUUUGAGCUGAACAGGCUGGAACAUGCCCGACGUAGCACUCAAUAAAAGCAGAACAACUCAGCUUGUGUAUGUGAAAGAAUACAAGUGAUGCAUGGAGUGCUCAGUGGGGCAUAUUACCAAUGUGCCCUGUUGUUUUUUUAUACUGACACACUACCACGCUCCCGGUUGAAUUUUCUGUCUCUUUGUACAUGUAGCUCAGGUUUGGUUUCUUUCCCAUCUGGGAAUACCUGAGAUCUGAUAAAAACAGUGUUUUUAUAUGCCUCUCACUCCCUCCCAUGUCUGGAAAUUAGAUUCUUUUGGUCAACCACAGUCAACAAGCAGACACAAGUUAAGCUUCUCUCUUGAUAAAAUGUGAGUCAGUUUUCUUACCACAAGCUCUUUAAAGUCAAAAAAUGCAGUUGAUAGAAAGAUGAGCAGCACUCCAGGCUCAUUUAUCCAGAAAGUCAACAACAUAAACAUGUGCCUGAUAUUUAUUUAUACUGUCAAGUUGUGUUUUUAGUAGAAAGAAUCUCCCAUAUAUUUGUACACCAUUCAGAAUUUCAUUUGUUUUACUUGUGCUUUUAUCAAUAAAUUGUUUUUCUACCAUGCA